AUGGCGCCUGAAAAGCCUGUCUCAAAGGUCGCGGCCAAUUCGCGUUCAGCCGUUGAGAAUCACCGCGCGAGCAACAAGCACGAUCAGAAUAAGGCCUUGGAGAAAGUGCAGAUUCCGGCUGCAACCAAGUCGAAAAAGGACCCAGGAGUUGAUAAAAAAGCCUUAAACCGUCCUCCUCCUCCGCCCAGGCGUUCUGCUACCCAUCAACUCCCUUCCGAAGAGCAGAAGAAGGCGAAUGGCCGAUACACUGGCCGCCGGCUGGUACAAUGGAACCGUCAGCCGGUUGCCGAGAAGUUCUUGCUCGCACUCGCUUUUGAAUGCGAAAAGAAGGGCAUCGAAUUGCCAUGGGAUGAGGCUGCCCAUAGAUUCCGGCCCAAUGUCACUGGCAAUGCGGCCAGACAGUAUGUCACGAAGAUGUCUAAGCGACACCUCGAGGAGGGACGAGUCGUCCCCCCACGAGGGGACCUCAGACGCUUUGACAACCGAGACACCUGGGGAGUUGUCCUUGAUAAGGACACAGGCGAACCGCGGGCUGUCUCCUGGGACGAGGAAGUCAAUGAGCCCGACAAAUUCCUCGUCGAUGAGCAGACGGUCACGAUAGAAGAAGAGGAAGAUGCUGCCUUGGCUCUGACCCAGCGCCCCUCAAUGGGCCCGUCAUUCGAGGACUACCCGCAACAGGGAGCAUCCCAGCAGCCAAUCGACCCUGCCCUGGGAGGAUUUCCUCUCGUGGGAGCAUUUCCUCAGAUGGGAGUUCCUCAGAUGGGAGUUCCUCAGAUGGGAGUUCCUCAGAUGGGAGUUCCUCAGAUGGGAGUUCCUCAGAUGGGAGUUCCUCAGAUGGGAAUCCCCCAAAUGGGUUUCCCAAUGGACUCCGAUCAUGCCUUCAGCAUGAUGCCGGCGGCGAACCCACUCCCUUUCGGUGAUCAUACAGAGCUCCCGGGAGCACAUCAAUUCGCGCCGCAGCCCAGCACGCUGGCUAGUGUCCCCGAUCUCAACUGGGAGCAGGACAUUGGAAGUGCCGACAAUGGCAGUGAAUUGCCCCAGCCGGACUUCAACUGGCUGAAGUUCAGGUCUGACGACAUCACCGACGAGGACGAAAGAUACUGCCAGGGCUGA
Colletotrichum siamense is the source of this 1113-nucleotide messenger RNA. It is a transcript of the gene cdk-8, whose product is annotated as Cyclin-dependent kinase 8. The transcript has 3 exons. Bases 1 to 1113 code for a protein of 370 amino acids. The record is from RefSeq and is a predicted model, not a curated record. Lineage: Eukaryota; Fungi; Ascomycota; Sordariomycetes; Glomerellales; Glomerellaceae.